UGUUCACAGCUGUCCCAGAAGGAGGAGCUGAAAUCCGAACCUCUCGACUGUGAUUGGAUGUUUCUAGUAAAAGCCAGGGAGAAAUCCCCUCCCAGCCCAGAAGAGCUCAGUCGGGCAGAGAGCCGGGUGACUUCAGAGGCGCCCGCCUGUCCCCCGCCGCACCUGAGCCGCUGCGAUGCUGUAGGACCGCCGCCUGGACCGUUAUCCGCCCGCACCGGCCCGCCGCCACCAUGCCGCGCUCCUUCCUCGUCAAGAAACAUUUCAAUGCCUCCAAGAAGCCCAACUACAGCGAACUGGACACACACACAGUGAUCAUUUCCCCGUAUCUCUAUGAGAGUUACCCCAUGCCUGUCAUACCAAAACCAGAGAUCCUCAGCUCAGGAGCAUACAGCCCUAUUACUAUGUGGACAUCGGCAGCUCCAUUCCACUCCCCUCUACCCAGUGGUCUUUCUCCUCUUACUGGAUACUCCUCACCCUUGGGGCGAGUAAGCCCUCCUCCUCCAUCUGAUACUUCAUCCAAGGACCACAGUGGUUCAGAAAGUCCCAUUAGUGAUGAAGAGGAAAGACUGCAAUCCAAGCUCUCAGACCCACAUGCCACUGAAGCUGAGAAGUUUCAGUGCAAUUUAUGCAAUAAGACCUAUUCUACUUUCUCUGGGCUGGCCAAACAUAAGCAGCUGCAUUGUGAUGCCCAGUCUAGGAAAUCUUUCAGCUGCAAAUACUGUGACAAGGAAUAUGUGAGCCUGGGUGCCCUUAAGAUGCACAUUCGGACCCACACACUGCCUUGUGUCUGCAAGAUCUGUGGCAAGGCUUUCUCCAGACCCUGGCUGCUCCAAGGACACAUUAGAACUCACACAGGGGAAAAGCCUUUCUCUUGCCCUCAUUGCAACAGAGCUUUUGCAGACAGGUCAAACCUGAGGGCACAUCUGCAGACCCACUCUGAUGUAAAGAAAUACCAGUGCAAAAACUGCUCCAAAACCUUCUCCAGAAUGUCUCUUCUGCACAAGCAUGAGGAGUCUGGCUGCUGUGUGGCACACUGAGUGGCGUAACCAGUGUUUACUCGAACAGAAUACAUUUCAUCACUCCAAUGACAAAUGAAAGUCCAAAGCCAUUUUCUCUUGUGCUUACCUACCAAAUAAUAUGUACAGAAUGUACAGACACAUACAAGAGUCUCUCUCAUACAUACACGCAUGAGCGCACGCACGCGCGCGCGCGCGCGCGCACACACAAACACACACACACACACACACACACACACACACACGAAACUACAGAACAGAAUCUAUAUGCUUAAAAUUAAUCCUUUCUAUGUGAAAUUUAAAGUUGUAUUUACUGACAGCUAGAUUGAAAGGCUAAAAGACAAGAACCAUUCUCUUUAAAGAUGAAGUGAAAAGCACAUUGCAUCUUUUCUUACUAAGAAAGAAUGUGGAGAUUUACAUUGCUGCCAAACCAUUUCAACUAAAAGGAACAGUAUUGCUUCGUAAUAGAGCUCUAAUAGUGUUUCCAAGAGGAAGAGAGUCUGCCAGAUGCUAUCUCAGGUGCCUUAUAAAAUACUCCAAGUUUACUUCCUUACAUGUCGGAUGUCUGGUUGUCAUCGGUGAAUGAAAGCUUUUUCUGGAUUACCUACAAUGCUUUAAACUCUAUUGUUAAGAGAAAAAAAAAAUGAGAAAAAGAACAGAACACAAGAGAAUGUAUUAAAAUAUUCUUGUUUUGUUUCAUUUUUGCCAUGUGUGCCUUGGAAGAGGAGGAAAGGACAAGCUUCAAACAUUCCUGGUGCGUGUGCCAUGUCUUACUUUUUAAAAGAAUCUUAGUGAUUUAUAAGACAAUGUAAUGAAUAAGACAUUAUAAUGCAAGAGAGCAUCUUAGACAUUCAGUAAUGUACUUACACUUUUGAAAAUGCAUAUGAUGGAUGCAAUAAUACAAUGCCCCUCCAAGUGCCUGUUUUAAUGAAUUGUGUAGUUGAUGUAAAUUUGUGUUUAUUUUUAUAUGACUGAAUGAACUCUGUGUGAAAGUGAGGUGUGGUCUAUAACUGUGCCUAUAUACAACCUGAAUACUUGUGAAAUCAAUGUUCCUUUUUUAAAAAGUAACUUUCAAGGUCUUUUUUUUACAAUAAACAUUUUUGCUUUAAAAUUUA
Molecule: messenger RNA, 2131 nt
Organism: Peromyscus maniculatus bairdii (prairie deer mouse)
Lineage: Eukaryota; Metazoa; Chordata; Mammalia; Rodentia; Cricetidae
Gene: Snai2
Product: snail family transcriptional repressor 2
Biological process (GO): regulation of DNA-templated transcription
Molecular function (GO): DNA-binding transcription factor activity, RNA polymerase II-specific; RNA polymerase II cis-regulatory region sequence-specific DNA binding
Source: RefSeq, a predicted model, not a curated record